Notolabrus celidotus (New Zealand spotty) is the source of this 2872-nucleotide messenger RNA. RefSeq names its product ADP-ribosylation factor-like protein 4C. NCBI's taxonomy places the organism in Eukaryota, Metazoa, Chordata, Actinopteri, Labriformes, Labridae. The record is from RefSeq and is a predicted model, not a curated record. The transcript has 4 exons. The coding region runs from base 745 to 1329 and encodes 194 amino acids. Gene Ontology annotation, cellular component: cytoplasm. Gene Ontology annotation, molecular function: GTP binding; GTPase activity. Gene Ontology annotation, biological process: intracellular protein transport; endocytic recycling.
UUUAUGGAUGAGGAGGCCGAGGGGGGCGAGAGACGCUCAGUUUGCUGAGGUCAACAAAGUGAACCUGCUAAUAUAAAGACCGGAGCUGCAGAGGCGGUGAAACCUGAACGAGGCUGAGAAAAGGUGAAACUACAGCUGUCAAUCAAACCGGAUGUGACCACGCUCUCUAAGGAGUUUAAGGUGUCAGAGUUGAGCAGCUCAGGCUGCUCAGUGCGCAGAGGAAACACUCCUCUUUUCAAAAUAAGAGCCUCCUCUUCCUCACUGCGGAUUCCUCUGACAGCAGAGACUUUUAUUUUGGAGGAAUCAUUCCUCUGUCGUGUUUUCCUGCCUGAGCUUCACGCACCAACGUUAGGAGGCAGAUCCACGCGUCACACUCCAUCAGUGGUGUGUGUCACUACAUGAAGGAGACACACACACACACACAUGCAGAGAUGAAUGAUGUGACUUUUAGCCGUGCGUAAUUUGCGCGUUUUGGACAGCUGAGCGCGCGGGAAAGGAAGGCACCGCAGCACAUGUGAUGGUUUGACUCUCGUGGGACUUGUGAUGCUGCUGGACUGAGUCCAAGGAUGCUGCUGCUGGUCUGGCUGCCGGAGUGCCUCUGUGCAAACAGGAGCUGCGCCCUCCUCAGCUGCUGAGGCUCGGACCAGGCGUGUGUGCGCGUGGACGACCUCAUGGAUCACUCCUGGGACAUUUAGGAAUCCGGGACAGUGAGAGCCGGACUGUGUCUCCUCCACGAGCUGCACCAUGGGGAACAGCUUCACUAACCUGGGUGCCUUCCAGUCUUUGCACAUAGUCAUGCUGGGUCUGGACUCUGCGGGUAAAACCACCGUGCUGUACCGGCUCAAAUUUAACGAGUUCGUCAACACGGUGCCAACCAUCGGGUUCAACACGGAGAGGAUCCGGCUGGGGGGCGCGGGGGCCUCCAGGGGCAUCAGCUGCCACUUCUGGGACGUGGGGGGUCAGGAGAAGCUGCGGCCCCUGUGGAAGCCUUACAGCCGCUGCACGGACGGGAUCGUGUACGUGGUGGACUCUGUGGACGCAGAGAGGCUGGAGGAGGCCCGCACCGAGCUGCACAAGAUCACGCGCUUCUCAGAGAACCAGGGGACCCCCCUGCUGGUCAUCGCGAACAAGCAGGACCUGCCGCGCGCGCUGGACGUGGGGGAGAUCGAGAGGCAGCUGGCCCUGUCCGAGCUGAGUCCCUCCACCCAGUACCACGUCCAGCCGGCCUGCGCCAUCAUCGGAGAGGGUCUGCAUGAGGGGAUGGACAAGCUGUAUGAGAUGAUCCUGAAGAGGAGGAAGUCCCUGAAGCAGAAGAAGAAGAGACAGUGAUGAAGACUUCUCUCUCUCUAUAUAUAUAACUGAACUGAUUCAUGCCUCCUCCUCCUCCUCACAUAUAUAUAUACAUAUAUCUAUAUUUAUAGCUGCUAUGAGAUAAAAACAGAGUCUAUAUGAAUGUUAGAGGGACAUCAGGAAGGUAAACCGGCUUCAUUUACAAACUGUCUGCAGAGAACCUCAGAGAUAUAUAAACAUGGCAGUCACUGAACGUCAUAUUAAUGCUGAAUCUAUGAUCCCAGUAUUGAUCCGGGCUCUUUAAAUCCCCUCAGAGAGUCCCUGGUGUCGGAGGAUUCAUCAGACUGUUUUAUAGAGAUGUGUUUUUUAAGGAUCUCCUGGCAGAGCUCCGUGUUGCUGCGUGUUGUUGUGCUGUGCACAGGCUGUGAGACGAUGUUAGACCAAAGAUGAUUCCCCUGAGAGGACGAACCCAUCUCCAUCCUUCCUUAUGGUUUGAUUUUUAUAACCCUCUCUGUUCUUUAGGAUUGUUUGUCAGAUUUAGAAUAUGUUUGGUGUAGAGAAGUGAUUUUAGAAAGGAGAUAUAGACUGUUUCUGAGCUCCAGAGGAUCCAUGUGAUGACACCUCGUCUAGAAGCUGUGCCUGAGGUGUGCUCAGCUCUGUGAACGACUGAUUCUCUCCCUCGGUUUGACUGUUACACCUCCACCUACGAGUGUUUAUGUAGCUUUUCCUUUUAAGCCUCAAAUCUGUGUCACCAAGUUUGAAGAAACAAGUAGCCGCUAAGAGAGCUCACUUUGUUGUUUCCUCUGGUGGUCGCAGAGAUCUCAAGAUGUAGCAACAAGCAUGAGGAGAUUAGAGACGUUAGAAAGAGAAUUAUAGUUUGAUUUAAAGCUCUUUUCCUUCUUUAGCACUUCUGUUUUCAGCACAGAGACAUUCAUGAUUAGACUUUAAACAUGACCCGAAAUGAGAGAACACACAGUCGUCUGCGUAGAGUGAUAAGUCAGCAUCCUUCAGGUCUACGAGAUAAAUACUGGUGUUGGUAGUUGUUGAGAAACGUUUCCUCUGAUCGAUAAAACUGAAGAUGUCCUUGUGAGGGAAGUUAGUUUAGUCGUGGAGACACUCGAGCUCCUGCAGAGAAGUUCAGAAGAAGUGGUCAUAGCCGACGGGACUGUUGAAUGUUGUUCUUGGACUGUUGAUUUCCGCCGCGCUCACGUCACAGGAGAAGAAGAAACGGUUCGAAGAUACUCGCUGCAGCUUGACGUCUAUAGAUAACAACAACACUUCCUGGAUGUGAAAUAAUAACCUGCAGCAUGUUCCUUCCUUUUAAAGAACUGAUUUUAAAAAUCACUCAACAUCUCAAAAAAUCCUGCACACAUAUAACGACCACAAGGGGGCAGACUUAUCUGUGGUUUGGGUUUAAUAUCUCCGACAUGUGGCCGUGUUCGUCUUUGCAUGACGGCCUCUGCAUCACACAAUGUAACUCAAACAGUUCAGUGUUAGCGCCAAGAUACAGCACGACCAAACCAUGUACCAAAACAGGAAGAAGAAGAAGAAGUAUUUUUGGGAUUAAACUCUUUGUAACUGA